Vicia faba (fava bean) is the source of this 1938-nucleotide messenger RNA. NCBI's taxonomy places the organism in Eukaryota, Viridiplantae, Streptophyta, Magnoliopsida, Fabales, Fabaceae. The record is from the annotation of a GenBank genome assembly.
AUGGAGUCCUUCUGCGUCAACUCUCUCUACGCUGUUUCUCCUCAACUCACUCUUUCGCCGCGAACCAACCGGCGAGUGCGAAUUUCGAGCUUGGCUGCCGCAACUGGAAAUUCUGUUCAAAACGGCGCCGUAUUGAAGUCCAAUAACAGUGCGCUGGAGCAACUUGACAUCGAGCGUGGCGUUUGCAUCCCUUUCCGCAAGUACUCUCCUGAGAUUGUGAGGAAUAAGGUAUUAGAAUCAAGAGGAGCAAUUUUGUCUCUAAUUUCUCGGGGAGUGGAGAUAGUUUUAAGUCUGGGCUUGUAUUGGUCUGCCUUAGUGUAUGAUUUCCUAGUUGGAAGGGAUGAAGAAGUUGUUCCAUUUCGUGCUCGACAGCUUAGGAACCUCUUGUGUGACCUGGGCCCUUCCUUUAUUAAAGCUGGUCAGGUCCUUGCAAACAGGCCCGAUAUCAUUAGAGAAGAUUACAUGAAUGAACUUUGCAUUCUUCAAGAUGACGUCCCUUCAUUUCCUAAUCAAACUGCCUUCAAUAUCAUAGAGGAAGAACUGGGUCAGCCCCUUGAAGCAGUUUUCACAAGAAUCUCAUCAGAGACAAUAGCAGCUGCAAGUUUAGGCCAAGUUUACCGGGCUACUUUACGUGCCACUGGCGAGGAUGUUGCUAUAAAGGUUCAAAGGCCCGGGAUAGAGCCCAUAAUUUAUCGAGAUCUCUUCCUGUUUCGCACUUUAGCUUCCUUCUUAAAUGGCUUCAGUAUACAGAAACUGGGGUGUAAUGCUGAGCUGAUUGUUGAUGAAUUUGGUGAAAAGCUUUUGGAAGAGCUCGACUAUACACUGGAAGCCCGCAAUAUUGAAGAUUUUCUAGAAAACUUUAAAAAUGACCCCACUGUCAAAAUUCCUCUGGUUUACAAACAACUUUCUGGGCCACGUGUAUUAGUGAUGGAAUGGAUAGAUGGUAUUAGAUGCACAAAUCCACAGGCCAUUAAAGAAGGUGGUAUUGAUCUAGAUGGAUUUCUAACAAUUGGUGUUAGUGCUGCACUUAGACAACUAUUGGAAUUUGGAUUAUUUCAUGGAGACCCUCACCCUGGAAAUAUUUUUGCCAUGCGCGAUGGACGGAUUGCAUAUGUGGACUUUGGCAAUGUAGCUGUUCUUAGUGAGCAAAAUAAACAGAUUUUAACUGAUGCUGUUGUACACGCUGUGAAUGAGGACUAUGCUGAGAUGGCUAAUGAUUUCACCAGAUUAGGCUUCCUGGCAGCAGGGACUGAUGUCUCUCCAAUAGUUCCUGCUUUAGAAGCAAUUUGGCAGGACUCUUCUGGAAAAGGAUUGGCAGAUUUUAACUUUCGUAGUGUCACUGGAAAGUUUAACCAGUUGGUUUACAAUUAUCCCAUUCGAAUCCCAGAAAGGUUUUCACUUGUAAUUCGUUCUUUAUUGACUCAAGAGGGCAUCUGUUUUACUCUGAAGCCCGACUUCAAAUUUCUUGAGGUUGCCUAUCCAUAUGUGGCUAAGCGAUUACUAACAGAUCCAAAUCCAGCUCUACGCGAACGACUCAUACAGGUUUUAUUCAAAGAUGGUCUUUUCCAAUGGAAGCGGCUUGAAAACCUUAUUGUUCUUGCAAAGGAAAACGUGGCCAAGAUGAGCAGCAAUCCAGCAUUGCAAGUGAGAAACAAGCAAUCCCAGAGAAACUGGAAAGUUGCCAAAAAACUGGACCUUACAGACACAAUCAAAGACGGAGCUCGCCUUUUCUUUGUUGACGAAGGAAUCCGCCGGCAGCUUCUACUUGCUUUGACCGAGGACUCAAAGCUUCAUAUAGAAGAGCUUGUCGAUGUGUAUAGGUUGGUUGAAGAUCAAAUAGAUAUACCCUCGGUGGCUGUAGAAGUAGCUCGAGACUUCCCAACUGUUGUCAGGGAUAUCCUACUUUCAUGGAGCGCGUCCGUCUUAUCCGAUAGAUAG